AUGGGUGCUUGCUGGAGUAAUAGGGUUAAGUCUGUGAGUCCUUCAAACACAGGGUUCACUUCUAGAAGUGUUAGCAGAAGUGGUCAUGACAUUAGCUCAACUAGCAGGAACUCGUCAGCGUCGAUAUCGGUUGCUUCUCGAAGUGAGGGUGAGAUAUUGCAAUCGUCCAACUUGAAAAGCUUCAGCUACAAUGAGGUAAGAGCUGCCACGAGGAAUUUUCGGCCGGAUAGUGUCUUGGGGGAGGGUGGUUUUGGUUCGGUUUUUAAGGGGUGGCUUGAUGAACAUUCACAUGCUGCAACCAAACCUGGAUUGGGGAUUAUUGUUGCUGUGAAGAGGCUUAAUCUAGAGGGCUUUCAGGGUCACAGAGAAUGGUUGGCUGAAAUCAACUAUCUCGGACAACUUCAGCAUCCUAAUCUUGUCAAACUAAUAGGAUACUGCUUUGAGGAUGAACAUCGGCUUCUGGUUUAUGAGUUUAUGCCGAAGGGAAGCAUGGAGAAUCAUCUUUUUAGACGUGGUUCUUAUUUUCAACCAUUCUCUUGGAGUUUGCGAAUGAAAAUAGCUCUCGGGGCUGCUAAAGGUCUUGCUUUUCUCCACAGUACGGAACCUAAAGUCAUAUACCGUGACUUCAAAACUUCGAAUAUACUACUCGAUUCUAACUAUGAUGCCAAACUUUCUGAUUUUGGACUAGCGAGAGAUGGGCCAACUGGUGAUAAAAGUCAUGUCUCUACUCGGGUCAUGGGAACCCGUGGAUAUGCCGCACCAGAGUAUCUAGCAACAGGCCAUCUUACGGCGAAGAGUGAUGUAUAUAGUUUUGGAGUAGUUCUGUUGGAAAUGAUAUCAGGAAGACGAGCCAUAGACAAGAACCUACCAUCAGGAGAACACAACCUAGUCGAAUGGGCCAAGCCUUACCUAUCCAACAAACGCAGAGUUUUUCGCGUGAUGGAUCCGCGGCUCGAAGGUCAAUAUUCACAUAGCAAAGCUCAUGCUGCAGCCGCCCUUGCUUCGCAAUGUCUAUCGAUAGAGCCUAGAAUCCGGCCAAAUAUGGACGAGGUUGUGAAAACAUUAGAGCAGCUUCAGGAACCAAGAGAUACACAGAAGAAAGGCUCCGAUCAUCGCGUUCGCAAUACCGGCCUCGGCCACAAUGCUUCCGGCAAAGGUAAUGCAGAUGCAUCUAGAAAGGCUUCUGCUUAUCCUAGACCUUCUGCUUCUCUCCUCAAUGCUUGA
Vicia faba (fava bean) is the source of this 1224-nucleotide messenger RNA. The record is from the annotation of a GenBank genome assembly. NCBI's taxonomy places the organism in Eukaryota, Viridiplantae, Streptophyta, Magnoliopsida, Fabales, Fabaceae.